AAUAAGGGCUUGGCUAAAGACGGUUACCAACAAGUUCCUAAAAUACGAUAUUUCAUGCGCCCUAUUUCCUUGAUGCCCAUUGAUAGGAUUGAAUUACUUAAUUUUUAUUAGUGAGUAAUUGGAAUUAUAUAUUAAAAUAAAGUUUACUAAUUAAAUGGUUGACUCCUAGCCCUUACUAAACUCUGGGGUCAUUAGCCAUAAGUAUUUAUUAGGAUUAGCUAGACUAGAGUUGGUGUCAACUCUGUACAGUCGUCAUUCAUAGUGUGGCCCCAUCCCGACUUCCACAUAGACCCCCUCCGAGAUUGCCCUGUGUCUCUGUCUCAAAAGUACCUAGAGCUAAAGGGCCCGCCAUAAAAUAAUAAAUGACAUAACACAUUUCCCCCCUGAUUUUUUUACACCCCCCUCCCCCUAUCAUCUCAAAUUUCUAACACACAUUAAACACUCUUAUAGCACAUUGUCACAAUUUUUUUACAUUAUUUAUGGAUGGUCUCUAACCUUGCAGAGUGCCAUGUUGUUAUGAAUACACUGGUAAGACAUAAAUACACAAGAUUGUUUUUUGUAAAUGGGAGUUUUUAUAUCCGCUCUAGGUUAGACAGAGGAUGUAUGUUAAUAGGACAGUAAAUUUUUGGAUGGGGGAUUUAGAUGCUGGUAUAAAAUUGUUGAAUUAUUACUUGGUAUAAUCUCAGUAGAGACCAUCAAGUAAAUUGUAAAUUAAAACCUGCAGGAUCUCUACAUAUGGCUUCAAUAAAGGGCAUAUUUUGAAUUUUAAAGAAUCUAAAAUCGAUUAGUCUGUCUGUAUGUAAUUAGCCGACCCAAAUUAAAUCUAAUUAUUGUAUGGAAAAAAACACUGUGUGCCUAGGAAGUAUGUAAUCUGUUGUUAGAUAGCGAGCAAUGCUUCAGUGCCAAGCUUUUAAUUUAAUGAAGGUUGUACAAAGCCUGUCCUUGAUGUAACACCAAUAGUAAUAGCCCAUGAUUUUUUUUCUAGUCUUUUGUGUGCUAUUUAUAAUUGUAAUGAGAGUUUGAUUUUAAUUUGCAGAAGUUGCAGUUUUCCUAAUCCAUUAAAAAAGGCUAUGGCUCUGUCAGUGGAGAAGUUGCUGACAGAUGCACACACACUCAUCAUACAUCUGAAAGAUCAUGAUACUCUCACUGACAGCAUCAUAGCAACAACACAAACACUUUUUAAUAAAGUUGAGGCUAUGAAACAGGCAAGUACCAGAAACUAUAUCGGUUUGUUGAAGCACUGAAAAGUUAGUACUGCAGACUACGUUUCUGAUAAAGAAAUUCCAAUAAAAUGUUGCUAGGUUGAUGAAACUGGAUUUCGUAACUUUCUAAAUACUGAAAUGUGUCACUCUGUGUUUGAAGGAUUGCAUACUUGCAAAUUUAAAAAAAAUACCUAUUAACAUAACUUACUAACAAGACAAAACCCUUUGGUCUUACAUAAAUGAAAUUACUUGUUAUGUUGUGCUAUUCUUUGAAAUUCAUACUUUGUUUGCUCAUAUCUUGGGGAAUUUAAGGCAAUGAUUUAUUUUGUGCAACUGUUCACUGUUACACAUACUUGUGUUGUUGCAGAUUUGAAAACAAAAUUAUUUAAAAAAAAUUAAUUUAAAAAAAGUAAAAGUUCAUGAUAAAUUAAAUUUUAAAUAAUCUUUUAAAAUCUGAUCUAUCAGGUCUAACAUGAACAAUUAUCAUUUUAUUAUUUUAUAAAGCAACAAAAAUUAAGUUGAACAUUUGUGUUUCUCUUAAAACCUUUCCAUCUACAGCAGCAUUGAAAGUGAAGUUUUCUCUAACUUACCUUUAAAUUUCUUUGGAAUUUUUUUUUUCUUUUUUUUUGUAUUUGUCUUGUCAUGUUUUGUUUUUUUAUACCUGAAUUAAAAUAUUAAAUUCAAUAAAAGUAACCUAAAGGAUUUAAUGGAAUUUUAACUUUUUAUUUAUUGAUAAAUAAUAAAAAUCCCUAAAAUAUUUCGUGAAGUAAAUAAAUACCUGCAGUAAUUUAACGAAAGACCAUUUAAUGUAGAAUUAUUAUGUUUGUCUUUUUCCCUCCACAGUACCAAGAUGAUAUUACUGAAUUAAAUGAGAUAGCAAAGCAUCGGCCCAGGUCAACACUAGUUUUAGGCAUUGCCCAAGAGAACCGGCAAAUUCGUGAGCUGCAGCAGGAAAACAGGGAACUACAGGCCACGCUGGAGGAACAUCAGUCAGCCCUGGAGCUCAUCAUGCAGAAAUACAGAGAGCACACAGUUAAGCUUCUACAAAGUAACAGACUAGAAAGGGCAAUACAAGAAAAGGAGAUUGUAGAUAAGGUAUUUAGUUUAAAAUUUUUUUUCAUUUAUGAAGUAAACUUUAUAAUUACUGGUCAUCUACAUUGUCUAGCAUGUUUGCUUUAUAAAAGUUCUUGCACUUAACUUGAAGUUUAUCAGUAGUUAGCAAAUUCCCUGUUUUUCACCUGAUGUUAGGGAAGCAGAUACUUUCAUACUAUUACUCUCGAAAUAAUUCACAAUUUUUCCAGUGUCCCACAUUACCCUCACUUAAAUAUUUCCCUGAUAUUCAAUUCCCAAAUGCUCCCCUGUUACUCAUACACCUUUCCCACAUACCUCACUCUCAUCCAUCACCUCCCCCACCCCAUCCUUAACACCAACUCUCUCCCAUGUCCCACUUACCCCUUCAUCGCAACCUUCCCUCUCGUAUCAUUUCCCCAAAUAUCACAACUUCUCAACCCCCCUUCCCCAUACUGUUGUGCAACAUUUCCAAUCUCAUCAAUCUGGUCCCCCCAUAUCUUAAUUGGUCCACCCCCCCCCCCUUCCACCUGUACACAGAUAUAAUUCAACCCAUCUUCAAACUGGGAAAUUUCAACAAAGGGACAUAUUGAAGUCAGAAACAUUCUUGCACUUUCUAAGUCAUAAAUCUACAGAUGAUGGAUAAUAAUGUUAUGAUAACAACUUGCUAUAAAAGUUUUAAAUUUAUAGUUGUGUUGCAUACUUUCAUACCCAUUGAUAUAAGCUAAUUAUCUUAUAUACUUUCAUACCCAUUGAUAUAAGCUAAUUAUCUUAUUUACUUUCAUACCCAUUGAUAUAAGCUAAUUAUACCCAUUGAUGCUGUAUAAAGUUUUAAAAAUCAUCAUGUGUAAAACAAACUGCAAGAACAGUGUUAAUAAAUUUUAUCCAAUAUCUUUUCAGGAUUCAGUUUCUCACUUAAUGGACAAGAUUGAUGAAAUGGCUGGUGUAAUGCAGAAGGCUAUUGAGGUAUGGGAAAUAGUUAUUUUUAUCUGGCUUUAUUCAUACUAAUAUUUAUGGGACACAUUAUCCUUGGAGGGGAACUCAUCUAAGAAAGGGAAAACUCAGAAUUAUAACCUGGAGAUGGAGUUCCAUAGGCGGACAACAUUGAUGCAAUGAAAAAAUUUCAAUAACACUUGCGAGGCUACUGGUGCCAAGCAAGCUGCAUCAUCCACAUAUGAUGUUCCCUUGGGUUAUCCAGGUGCAUGAAGAGAGAUGAUUUGCUGUGUAGGAAACCAGCUUAUACUCCUAAAGAAAAAUCACAGGCCUUGUGAUUUCAUCUUGCAAAGUGACGGAGAGAGGCCACAAAAAUAAUAAAAAAUUACAUACUAAAUAAUGGAAGCCUUCUCAGACAAAAAUAUCAUGCUUGUAUUCUGUACUUGAUAUGUUAUAAGGGUAGAAUGAUUGAAACCUAAAUUUAAUUAAUGGAGUUGCAUUACCUUAUUUUUCACCUAGCAGAAUUCUGUUCUGAUAUAUUCUUAUUGCGCAUAUUAUAUUCAAGUGAUGAUAUUUUUUUUAACAUUUUAAAAAUCAAUUAUUUAUAAGACUUAAUCGAUUGAAUCAGACCUGCCAACCCUUCCGAUUUUGUCGGAAUUAUACAGAUUUUUUACCCCUCAUUCCGACAAACCCCUUAAAAUUCCAAUUUUUCGAACUUUAUAAUUUUUCACCUGUCAUAAAAAUUCGAAAGCAACUAAGCAAAAAAAAAAAAAAUCGGGUAGGACAGGAAGUGUAGGAUUUGUUUUUAUGAAGCGUCUACAUGUUCAUCGACUGGACGAAUAAGUGAAUUAUUCUCGAGAUAUUCGUCUGGCUAGUAUUUAUUCGACCAAGUCACAUCACCACCAUAACAAAGUUGCGCGAGAUAUUUGUCCGCCAGCCUUGUUAUGUGACCUCUAAUUGUCUAUCAGAGUUUACGGAACUUCAUUUCAACAAAUUCAAGAUAGUCUGGGCAUUUACACGAAGAAAAAAAAAUUUUCAAUUCUACAAAAGAAAUACUAGAAACAUUGCUGGUAUAUAUAAUGAAAAAUUGUUUAAAAAAUGACAAUGUUUUUUAUAAGGCAUGUCCGCCGGAUAUAUAUCUCCCCCACUAUUUGUCUGGUCGCCUGAUGUGUAGACACUGCCUUGUUUUUAUCGAAGUGAACCGCGAUCUUCAAAUCAUUCUUCAAUCAUCAAUUGAUCUGAUCGCGAUUCAUCCUUUUUACAAGGCUAAAUAAUAAUUCCGACCUAUUUUUUUGUUAAAGCUUUUCUUAAUUAAAUGAUUUAAUCUAUUGAAAGUGAUGGGUACACUGAUAUUAAUAAACAUUGAAGGAAAUAUUUCUCUAGCCAACUCAGAUCGUUUUAAUGCCAGAGUCAAAGAAAUUUUUCCAGAUUUGAAUAAUGCUAGAAGAUUGUAAAGACAAAUUACAAUGAAACAAGGGCAAGCAUGACAGUUGAUAAUUUCUCUAACUUGCUUGUAACUAAAAUCAACUGCAAUGCUAACCUUCAGUUGUCUAAAGAGCUGUUGGACACGUGCAAAAGGGCCACUAGGGAUAUGCUGGAAAACUGAACUCUUACUAAGAGUCAAAGCAGUCUGUGUGUGUAUACAUAUGUAAAUAAAAUGGAUCUUCUGUUCUGUACUGUAUAUAUUGGUACCGGGUAUAUAGACAUUUUCAGUAAUGUUUUACUCAUGUUUGUGGUGCUCUAUGGACCCUUCCAAGACAAUGGAGGUAACUUUAUAUUUCUUGAUUUACUACAAAAGGCUUGUGCAUUAGUAUAUAGAUUUUAAACCAAGCCCCCAUGAGGUGCCUCCCCUGGGAGGCAGCGGCCCCACUUCCCCCUCGCGCGCAACCCCCCUACAGAUUUUUUUUCUUGGCAUGUUGGCAGGUCUGUUGAAUAUUGGUAUGCUAACUGAAGCUGUUGUUUUUAUGUCUAGGUUGAUGAGACCGUUGGGUGUGCUGAGAAAGAACGCCUGUCCCGUCUCGAAGUUGAGAACAGGGCUCUGAGAGAGCUGCUGGAGAUUUGCACCACCAGCAAAGAGAGGAUAGUUCCAGUUGAGCAGAAGGUGGAGAUGAUAAAAAAGGACGAAAGCGUGGAUGAAACCGUUGGCGAUGAUGACGAUGACACCACAGACACCGAGGGGGACUCCUCAGUAGUGAUGGCGCCAGACAAGAAAGAAGACAGUGAAAAGAAAGAGGCUGUGGAUAAAAAGAGGACACCCAACAGCAGCAGGGAGACCACUCCAACCGGCAACAAAAGUGUGGGAACUAGCAAAUCUGCUGUUGAUUUAAGGAAAGGAAAGACCACCCCUGUAAGCACAGCCACUGUUAAGAAAGCCACCUCAGCCACUGGCGUCAAGAAGGACCUGGGAUCAAUUAAGAAAAGUCCAUCAAUCGAGACCAAAAAAGAUCUGAAAUCAACCACCAAAGUCCCCCCCAAGGCUGUUGCUAAGAAGUGACAACUAAAAACAUUAAAGCAAUCCUUUAUUUUAGGCCGAUUCCUGAUCCUUAAACAAAAUACCAAUAUCACCGUAUAGAUGUUCAAAAUAUGGGGUGGUCAUGGGUGUGAAUGAAUUUAAUUUAGCACUUACAGCAGCAUAUUCCCCCAGCAACUGUGAUACUAUUAACAAAGUUGAAGAGAUAAGAUAGAUUUUUAAAUAUUUUUUUGAAUUAAUUUAAACUUUUAUGGGUAAAAAUUUACCAAGGAAGGCAGUUUCCUGAACUGAAGCUUGUCUUCAAAAUUACAAAUCAAAGAAGUUACAUUAAUUCUAGAAAUUGUCAAAUAUGUAUGUCUGCCUUCUCGGAAUAGUUAUAAUUUAUUAAACUUUACUAUUGGCAAUAUUAUAUUGCAUUUAUUAUGAGAUUUUUGUGCUAUAGUUUUCAUUGCUUUCUGAAGAUCAUUAAAGAUAUAUUAGCAUUAUAGAAUAGAUUGGCGAAGAUGGCAAUUCCUUCUAUUUUUCGAAAGGCAAAUCAUCGAAUGGUAGAGUCGUUAAUUUUAAAUAUUCGUAUAUGUAGUAUCAGCAUAAUCAUGGAUCUUCACCAUGGAACUUGUGACGAAUUAAAGACGGCCCACUUCAGCACAGAUAUCUAGUUGUAUAUUGCACCCAUUUGAAAUUUACUUAAACCAUUGUUUCAUGCUUUAAAUUCUGAGAACUUUCCACAGUUAAUAACUAUAUUAAUAUAUGGCGCUGUGAAUCUGGGCAACUGGAGACAUUGCAGAUAAUGUCUAGAUUAUAUAAUGGAGUAUUUCUCAUUGUGUAAAAAGUGAUAAUCUCUAAACUUGUAUUACAUUUUGAGAAAUAGAUAUAGAGUAUAGAUGUGUGGACAGAAAUAAAGUGAUGUAGGUGUUGGAAUGUGAACCAUAUUCACAAGGAUUCUUCUGAAAACCUAUCCACCAAAGGUUGGUCACUUCUGAUUUGGCGUCACAUUUGUUAUUAAAUCUUUGAGCCCGAGACAGUAAAAUGUUUCAGUGGGGUCGCAAGAUAAAUUUACAUACAUUUAACAAAAAAAUUUCCGUUAAAUAAUCGUUAAAGUAGUGAUUCGAAAUAAUCAUUCAAUGCAGGCUUGUUGAACAAAUAAUAAAAAGCUUGUUGGAUUAUGUUAUUUUUUUUUUUUUGUAACUACAGGAAUCUCAGCAUGUUAGAACCAUUCAGUAAUCACAAAGCUUAAAUGAGGAAGAAACAGUUGCACAAGAAAAAUAAUUUCAUAAAUCCAGAAAAUGGAAAUUAUUUUUUAUUAAUCAUUGAAUUUGUAUUUUUUCAUGAUGUGAAAGUGAAGUCAUUGUGAAUGAAGC
Molecule: messenger RNA, 7031 nt
Organism: Lymnaea stagnalis (great pond snail)
Lineage: Eukaryota; Metazoa; Mollusca; Gastropoda; Lymnaeidae
Source: the annotation of a GenBank genome assembly